Molecule: messenger RNA, 2604 nt
Organism: Bacidia gigantensis
Lineage: Eukaryota; Fungi; Ascomycota; Lecanoromycetes; Lecanorales; Ramalinaceae
Exons: 2
Coding region: 1-2604 (867 amino acids)
Biological process (GO): protein phosphorylation
Molecular function (GO): protein kinase activity; ATP binding; protein binding
Source: RefSeq, a predicted model, not a curated record
AUGUCACUUCUUGAGGAGCUCAAGGGGGCAUUUUCUGCCCAAAAGAAUCACCAAGGUGACAAUUUUAUAUCUUACAAGAAUGCUAGACAGAUCGUGACUCAAGCUCGAAUACAUGAGUGGAGCAAAGCCCAUCCAUUAUGCGAAGAGCAUGGUCAUCCAUGCCCUCAGAGGUCUGAUCUAGUCCUACAAAUCCAACGGGGAAGGAUUUUCAUCUUUGUCAUCAUUGUCUUUGCCAAUCUCGAAUUCUUAACCAAGAGGGUCCUCGCAAGCCACCCAAAUGACGCAUGGCUAUUUGACAACCCGCAUUUCGAGCGCCUCUGCCAUGAUGCAGGGCUGAACAGCGAACAGAAAGAGAAAAUGAGUGAUUGCCGCCGCUGGGUUGGAGCAAUAUUGGCAGAUCGUGUCUCUAUCGAUAUUCCAAGGGGCGUUGUACUGCCAUUUCUCGAGCGAAAGAGUCUCAACCUAUGGGGAUCGUAUGGUCUGCUAUUUCAGGUGAAGAUCGCCGGCCAACAUCACCGAAAUUAUAGCCACGAUACUAUUGUUGCUGAGAAAUAUAUCCGACCAUCAAGUGACGCCACUCAGGCUGAUUGGGAACGCCUCUUUCGCGAGGUCCAGACGCUUCAAAAGCGGAGAAAUCAUCCCAACAUUAUUCCUUUACUUGCGUCAUACACGACCGAUACCGCCGAAUCUGGACUCUACGUUAAGACUUUACACCUGCUCUUUCCGUUGGCGGAGAUGGAUCUGGCAGAUUGGAUGACUAGAUCUCAAAGUCCAGAAAGCAUCGUAGAUGAUGGAGAAAUUGCAGCACACCUUUAUCGCUCUAUAUAUGGGCUCGUUUCCAGUGUCGCCUAUCUACACAAGGAUAUUGAUGGUAAAGCUACGGCGCAUCAUGAUCUAAAACCUCGCAACGUUCUAGUGGUCGAUGGCAUUCUGAAGCUUGCUGACUUUGGUCACUCGCAUCUUCGGCCACUCAUCGAAGGAUCGGCCACCGAAGCUACUACUGGGCUAGGGACAUACGAGUACCAGCCACCUGAAUAUUGGAAUGAAGAUGGUUCACGAGCCGAGAUAAAUCACGGGAGGGCAUUCGAUAUAUGGUCAUUGGGCUGCAUUAUAAUCGAAUUGGCGAUCCUGAUCGUUCACCACUGGCGUCCACAAAUGGUCAACAAAUUUAGGGAGGAGAGAAAGGCAAACCCGAACAAAGAUCGAAGAAGCCCUAGGUCGGUUCCAGCAGAAUCCGACAUUUCUUUUCAUAACAACACAGCUGUGGUCAAAGAUUGGCUAAAGCGAUUGAAAGAUCAUGGGCGAAGCCAGCAGUUGGACAAAAUUUUGGGAAUCGCUGCCGAAAUGCUUGCUAUAGAGCCCAAGGACCGCCCAUACACGUGGGAAAUCCAAAUGGAUCUGUAUGACAUUCUAAAGCCUUCGGACGACAAAAUUCCUGAGCUAAAAGACGACCUAUGCCUCCGACCACCUUUCAAAGACCAGCAUAAUCCCGUAUACAGCUGGCGAAUGACAUACAAUCUGCGACCAGACAUUCAAGAGUAUACGGAUACACCAUUGCACCGAGCGGCGAGAAAGAACAAUAGAAGGCGGAUAAUCCGGCUUUGGGAACUUGGCUGGCCCAUUUCACUCCCGAAUUCAGAUCGACACACACCGAGAGACAUCAUGAAACGGAGUAACAACGUUGAAGUUCAGAAGCUCGAGGAAGACGUGACACGGAUGUUACAAGCUGCAAGAUCUGGAGACAUCGAAGAGAUCAAAAAGCUAUUCAGCAAGGGUAUGAGCCCGUUGCUAGUCAAUGCAAAUGGACUGUCAGCUCUUCAUGAAGCAAUAAGUUAUUCUCAAAUCAGAGUAAUUGAAUGGCUCUUAGAGAGCAAAGCAAAAGAACAAAUUGAAGUGUGGCAUGAGAGACACGGCAUUCUAGAGCUUCCGUUACAUAAAGCUGCAAGGAUUGGCUUCACGCAGGCUCUGGACCGACUUCUAAAAUACUAUCCGGAUAUUAACAUUUCCAAGGAUAGCUAUGACACAGCACUCUUCUAUGCCACCAGAUAUGGACACCCUGAUGCGGUAAGAAUACUGCUUGAGAACGGAGCUCUUGUGCUCACCCCAAUUCUUCGAAAGCUCUCAUCGGGAGAGACGCCUCUACACGCUGCCCCGGAAUGUGGUGAUCUCGAUAGCAGCUCUGAAAUCAUGCAACGCCUCUUGAACGCCGAUGACGGGCACGACUGUAUGGAACGUAUCGAUGGAUGGGGCAUGACGCCCUUGUUACGAGCGGUGGAAGUGGGAAAUCUCAAGUGCGUCGAGAUUCUGAUUCAACAGGGAGCUUCGAUCCACGCGGUCAAGAGCAACGGAUUCAGUUUUUUGCAUAUGGCGGCGAUGACGGGCCGGCACCAAAUUCUUUCAUUAUGCAUCAAUGGAUUUUCUCUGAGUGAGCUCGAAGGCGGCGAACACCAAUUCAGUCCGCUAGAGACAGCGGAAGAAGCUGGACACAAAGAAGUAGCAAAGAUGUUGAAGAGCCGUAUUCAUAAGCUUGGACGAGAAGAGAGUGGGAGUCUUAAAAUCAUGGCAUCAAUUCGAAAGGGAUUCCAAGGAUUCAAGGGCCGAUAG